UCGUGACCAAAGAAAAUAUGUAUUUGCAUGUUUCGUGGACUUCGAAAAGGCAUUCGAUAAAAAGCAGCUGUGAAAUUAAUGCAAAUACUAAAAAAUAUCGGAAUAGAUGACAAGGUUAUUCGUGUCAUUAAAAAAUUGUACUGGAAUUAAACUGAAAUCGUAAAAAUUGGAGAUAACUACACCGAUGAAAUCACCAUACAACGAGGAGUCAGACAAAUCAUUUCUUUGCAAUAACCUUGUCAGUUUAGAACUAAGACAAAGAAUGGUUAAGUGCUAUGUUUGGUCCGUAUUUUUGUAUAGUGUAGAAGUAUGGACGCUAAAAAUAUCGAUCAUGAACAAAACUAAAGCAUUGGAAAUGUGGGUUCAUAGACGAAUUCUGAUGAUACCUUGGACAGCAAGGAAAACUAAUAAAGAAGUAUUAAGAAGCGUCAACAAACAUAGAGAACUGCUAAAGACUGUUAAACAUCGAAAAAUGUCUUAUCUGGGAAAUAUAGUAAGGGAAAGUCGAUAUAAAAUAUAACAACUCAUACUUAAAGGGAAAAUAGGGGGCCGUAGAGGUGUAGAAAGAAAACAAGUUUCUUGGUUAAAAAGCAUUCGUGAAUGGACUCAGAUAUCAAAUGCCGGACAAGUAUUCCAUAUUGUAG
Diabrotica balteata is the source of this 644-nucleotide messenger RNA. The record is from the annotation of a GenBank genome assembly. Lineage: Eukaryota; Metazoa; Arthropoda; Insecta; Coleoptera; Chrysomelidae.